CUUUGCUCAAAGCCAUUGCUUAUCAUCUUGACUGAUUCAGACAUGGAUCUCGUGCUGAACGUUGCCGACCACUAUGUCCUCACCCCCUACGUGUACCCGUUGUCAUGGCCCGAGGACACAGCACUGCGCCAGAUCAUCAGCCUGUUGGUAGUCACCAACCUGGGGAUCGCGGUCCUCUACCUGGGCCUUGGCUGGCUGAGCUACCAAUUCAUCUUUGACCACAACCGCAUGAAACAUCCACAGUUUCUAAAGAACCAGGUCUGGUUGGAGAUCAGACAUGCCAUGACCUCACUACCCAUUAUUAGUAUCCCCACCGUGGUGUUAUUUUUCAUUGAGGUCAAAGGAUACAGUAAGCUCUAUGACAACGUUGAAGAAUCUCCCAUGGACUGGCCCUUUGUGCUUUUCAGCAUUAUUUUCUUUGUGUUAUUCACGGAUGGGUGCAUCUAUUGGAUUCAUCGGUUUCUUCACCACAGAUGUAUUUACAAGCACUUCCACAAGAAGCAUCAUGUGCUGAAGAUCCCCACGCCGUUCGCCAGCCACGCCUUCCACCCGCUGGACGGCUUCCUGUCGAGCCUGCCCUACCAUGUCUACCCAUUCCUCUUCCCCCUGCACAAGGUGCUCUACCUGGCUCUCUACAUCUUUGUCAACAUCUGGACCGUGUCCAUCCACGACGGCGCCUACCGCAUGCCCGGUCCACUGCAGGAGGUUGUCAACGGGGCGGCCCACCACACGGACCACCACCUCUGCUUCAACGUCAACUACGGCCAGUACUUCACCUUGUGGGACCGCAUUGGUGGGUCUUACAAGAAACCCUCGGUUCUCGAAGGGAAGGUCUCCCUCGACUGCAUUAGUAGACUGACGGCCGAGGGGAAGAUUAGCUCUAAUGGGGCUAAUGCUAAUGGCCACACGAAUGGGCAUGAUAAUGGAAGUGGUACAAAGAGCAAGGAGGAGUAGCUGGUAGCAGCUAACCAAACUAUUCUUUCAGAGAACCACCCAGGCCAUCAAGACCCAUGCCUCACUCCAUUGUGUGUUUGAUAGCCAAUGGGUUCUCAGCAAACCUUUCACCGCCAUAUCUGAGGAGAAGCGGUCUCCCUGCCGCAUCCAAGCAGUAAAGUAGCCAGCUGGAUAACCUUGGCGUCUGACUAAGGUACUCAUCUAUAUCCAAUACAUGUUUCUUCUGACAUGGAUAAUUUUGCCAGAUCCAGUGAACGCUUCUUUUGUUCUUCGUCAACACAAUUAACCAAAACAAGGCCACUUCUAGUGACCUUGAUUGGAUCUACCUUUCCCACUGCUUUCUUCACAGUCCUCAAUAUUACAAAUGGAGCCCAAUAAGAAAUGCAUUAAUGGACUGGUCCUUGUCUUCUUUCUACUACAACUUUUGCUUGUUUUGUUCCAUUCUUUGAUUUCACUAUUUUCCAUUCAUUAUCACACACAUCACUUGCCGCACUUUCGGAUUCAAGCACAGUCGCCUUUUCCUCCCACCCUGGUUUUUCAUCCCUCCAACUGGAGCUUUGGCCACCAGAGGCACUUGGUGCACAUGUGGCACAUACAUAGGGCUUGUUCUGGAGGGUGCAACGUUACAAAAUGUCCAAAUAAAAACAUACAGUAGAACAUGUGCCGUAUGUAUAAAGCUUCUCAGAACCUAUGAGUCAGGUUACUAUAAAUCAAAUCAAAUGUUAUUUGUCACAUGCCUUAUAAACAACAUGUGUAGACUAACAGUAAAAUACUUCCUUACAGGUCCUUUUCCAACAAUGCAGAAAAAAUAUAAAGUUAAAAAAGAUUCAACAGAAAUAUAAAGUGACACUAGGAAAAAAUAUAUAGUCAAUAACAAAUAACAAUAACUAGUAAUUAGGCUACUUUUGAGACAAAUUCAAUUUUUCCUUAAAGGAAUAGUUCACCCAACUUACACAAAAUUACAUAUUGGUUACUUUACCCUGUAAGCAGUCAAUGUACUCUGUAUGCAUACAAGGUAUGACAGUAAUCCAUUAUUUGGUUUAUUUUCCCUGGAACGGUUUCCAAGUGCUAACGUUUUCAGCAUUUGUGGCAUAAAUCCCAUGCAAGUCAUGAUACCUAUAUUAGCAUUUUUCGCUCAUUAAGUCCAUGUCAUCUGAGUGAUGUUUCUGAGCUCCAUAAUCAAUUUAAGAUACUUUAGGAGGAUUUGGAUAUUAUGCACAAAAAAGGCUAAUAUAGGUACCAUGACUUGCAUGGGAUUUGUGCCACAAAUACUAAAACAAUGGCAUUUCAAAACAGUGCCAGUGAAACUAAACCAAAGCAUGGAUAGCUGUCAUAUUUAGACUUCUUACAGGGUAAGGAAACCAAUAUGUUAAUUUGUAAUUUGGGUGAACUAUCCAUUUAAAGUUGAGAGUCUGAGGUUAAUAUAAAGCUGCUGAAGAAUAGGCCUAGGAGAGUGGAUUUAAUGCAGCAUUCAUGAGAUGUCAGAACUAGGAAAGUCAACCAUUUCCGACUUGGAAACUCAUUGUAGAAAGACGAUACCUGAGUUCCCCAAUUGGACAGUAUCUGAAUCAACCAAUAUGAAACUCUAUGCAAAUAAGGUAUGUUCAUUUUAACUCAGAAGUUCCGAGUUUCCAACUUGUCAUGAAUGCAGUGUUAUUUUAUUUUAGUGUUAUUUUACUAUAAACCCAUUGAAGAUUCUUACUUACAAAGAUAAUCAUUAUUUUUAGAUUAUUUCUUUAACAUGUUUGCUUUACAACAUAAUAUGAAACAAUUCAAUUAUAAUUCUAACAAUAGUUAAAAUGGCAUACUAUGAGGAUUCUGUGUUAUGCACUAUAGCCCGUUACCAUAUAUGUGAUUGAAUAUUAUCUGCUGUUGGCUUGUGUGGAUGUAUGUAUGUGUCAUGCAACAUAGCUGACUUGAAACAUUGGUAACAGUUUCAGGGCCAUGGGCCUUUCUCAUGAUGGAAAAAUACAGAAUAACAUGAAGACAGGAACUGUGCAAUGAGUUGUGGGGGCACAUUCAGAACAUAGUGUUGCGAGAACAAACGGUAUUUUGUUAGAUAACAGGAGCCAGGUGCGAAAUAACAGUAUAGAGCAUGAGCGCAUAGAUAUUCUUCACAGCAACAGUUACAUCUAUCAGCUGAAGCGCUUAGGGGGUUGGGACCAGCUCUGCGCCAACAAUCAACGAUAGGCUGGGUGAGUCUAAACCACGCUCAGUCUCUACUCUGACAGGCCGGCUCGGAAGCAGGAACUAUUUCUGUCAGGGUAUAUUUAUAAUAUCUUUGUCAAGAACAAGUCAGUUAGUUCUCUGUUUACCCUGCGAGGUGGGACAGAGAGCCCGAAUAUACAAAAAUUGCAUUUACCACUUAUUGCUUAGCUAAUAAAAAAUACAUAGCAUACAA
Messenger RNA from Oncorhynchus nerka (sockeye salmon), 3355 nucleotides. Its product is annotated as lathosterol oxidase-like. Bases 43 to 954 code for a protein of 303 amino acids. Gene Ontology annotation, molecular function: iron ion binding; C-5 sterol desaturase activity. Gene Ontology annotation, cellular component: membrane. The transcript has 4 exons. Lineage: Eukaryota; Metazoa; Chordata; Actinopteri; Salmoniformes; Salmonidae. The record is from RefSeq and is a predicted model, not a curated record.